GAGCCGCCCCGGAGCAGCGCGGACCGCGGACCGCGGCUGCGUGCAGCCCACCGGGAUGGCGGCGCCGGAGGCGCUCCGCUGGUAGAGAUCUUGCAACCCAAAGAUGUCAAGACGCAGUAGCCGUUUGCAAGCCAAGCAGCAGCAGCCACUGUCAUGUCCAGAAGAGUCUCCAGAAGAGUUGCAGGCACUGGAACAUUUCCAAACCAGAAAAAGGAGAACAGCAGAGCAGGAGAUUAAGAAAAGAGAAGACGGGAAAGUAGCUAAAAAACAUCAAUACGAGAUUAAGAGUUGUUGGCCACCCACGAUAACAGGAGGCAUCUCACCUUGCAUCAUUAUUGAAACCCCUCACAAAGAAUCAGUCACCACUGACUUCUCAAGGUUCAAAAAAUACAGGUUCAGAAACCUCUUCAUAAAUCCAUCACCCUUGCCAGAACUCAACUGGGGAAAUUCCAAAGAUGUCUGGCUCAACAUCCUGAAGAAGGAGAACAGAUACGCUCACUGCAAGCAUUUCACAUCGCUCCAUUCCAGUUUGCAGCCUCACAUGAGAUCAAUACUGUUGGACUGGCUCUUGGAGGUAUGUGAGGUGUAUGCACUCCACAGGGAAACCUUCUACCUAGCCCAAGACUUUUUUGACAGAUUCAUGUUGACACAGAAGAACAUUAACAAGAGUAUGCUUCAGCUCAUAGGAAUUACCUCAUUAUUCAUUGCUUCCAAACUGGAGGAAAUUUAUGCUCCUAAAAUACAGGAAUUUGCCUAUGUCACGGAUGGUGCUUGCAGUGAAGAUGACAUUGUAAGGAUGGAGCUCAUUAUGUUGAAGGCUUUAAAAUGGGAACUCUGUCCAGUGACAAUCAUCUCUUGGCUGAACCUCUAUCUUCAGGUGGAUGCUCUGAAGGACAUUCCAAAAGUGCUGCUACCUCAGUAUUCUCAGGAAAAAUUCAUUCAGAUAGCACAGCUCUUAGACCUGUGUAUUCUGGAUGUGAAUUCUUUGGACUUCCAGUACAGGACACUGGCUGCUGCAGCACUCUGCCACUAUACCUCAGCUGAAGUAGUUAAGAAAGCUUCAGGUUUAGACUGGGACAGCAUUUCAGAGUGUGUAGAAUGGAUGGUUCCCUUUGUGAACGUGGCAAAAAAGGUCCCUGUGAAGCUGAAGAACUUCAAGAAGGUUGCAGCAGAAGACAGACACAAUAUCCAGACCCACACAAACUACUUGGACAUGCUGGAAGAAGUGAACAGUGGAGUAAUACCUACUGCCCCAGGUCAGUUAUCACCUGUGUCAACAGGAGGAAUAAUAACCCCUCCCAAAAGUACAGAGAAGAAAUGAAAUACAGACCCACAACCACAAUGAACAGUUUCAGAAACAAGACUUGGUGCUUCAGAACAAGACUACACUAAAGGUGACCUCAUGCUCUCUACUGCUAGUCAAGACUUGGGCAGUAGCAGACCCAGCAAACAGAGCAGCAGCUGGAAAUCAAGACUGGUGUCCUCCUUACAGACUUGAUGAAAAAGACCAAGUCCCUCCAUGCUAGUGAAGGAACCUGGGCUGUGGUCCAUUCUCAGACACAACUCAGUUCAGGUCUGACCCUUCCAAACUUAGGAGUUCAAGAACUUUUCCAAAACCAGCCUAGAAGCAAAGUUUGUCCACUCAGCUUCCACGGCACACUUGGGCCAGCUCUGCAGAUGAACUUCAUGGCAGCUUGUUUCCUUUCCUUGUUAAAGUCAGAGCUGAAAGGCUGAUUUAGCCCCCAGCAGCUCAGGUACAGCAGUGAAGGAGCCUUCUCUGAAACCACCCUGCCAUCAGAGUAGUGCAGCCAGCCCUGCACACAAGUCUAGCUCCACAGCAGGGUGAUGCAUUUCAGGUGGCACUUUGAGGGCUGCUGUAAACUUCGGUUCCAGUGCUGUGCUGACCUCAGGUAAGAGUACAGCCAAAGGCACUGCAGCUUAAGUACCCAUAACUGGAAGAAGCACAGUCCUGAAAGGGAGAGCUCUAUGUUGUAAGACCAAGCCACAAGGAAUGGACAGGAGAGAGCUGGAGAGGGAACAGAAACAGGUGAGCUGCUGGGGCUCUGCAACCACUCACACCAUAGGAGCAGUAUUUAACUGUGGAGCUGUGUUCUGACAGUGUUUGUAAACAGCAUCAACUAAACUACUGUGUUUGCCUUGCAAUGUUCACUACCUCUGCAUCACUUCUGUGGUGAAGGGACAGUGCUGGAUAAGAUGGGUAUUGGUCUUCCUCUUCCAAGCUGCUCCUCCCUGUGCCCCACAUCCAGGGGGCUAGAGCAUCAGGUGCCACCCACAUCCACACCAAACUCAGCAAACUUGAAUUCUUUAAACAAGCCAUGGUGGAAGGAGCUGAAGGUGCUUGCAGCCUUCUGUACAGUGUGUAAAAAGAAGGGGUUUAUUACGAGAGUUCACCUAUUGCUAAAGAGAAAGAGGCUUAGACUGUAAAUGUUGUACAAAAGUUUAAAUGAAUUUAAAAAAUAAAGCCUGAGAUUUUUGUUUUUCACUUUCACACA
Pogoniulus pusillus (Red-fronted tinkerbird) is the source of this 2513-nucleotide messenger RNA. It is a transcript of the gene CCNE2, whose product is annotated as cyclin E2. Bases 104 to 1321 code for a protein of 405 amino acids. The transcript is spliced from 12 exons. Gene Ontology annotation, biological process: G1/S transition of mitotic cell cycle; regulation of cyclin-dependent protein serine/threonine kinase activity. Gene Ontology annotation, cellular component: cyclin E2-CDK2 complex; nucleus; cytoplasm. NCBI's taxonomy places the organism in Eukaryota, Metazoa, Chordata, Aves, Piciformes, Lybiidae. Gene Ontology annotation, molecular function: cyclin-dependent protein serine/threonine kinase regulator activity. The record is from RefSeq and is a predicted model, not a curated record.